UUUGCUUUUCUACAAUGUAGCAUGUAUGCUUUUGCGCUAAUAUAUUUUAGAAAGGACGCAAGCAGAAGAGAACAACCCAGAUCCGAUACCGAUGAUCGUGGAGAAUGCUGCUGCAAGUAGCGACAUUCCUGGCAUUGAAGAGCAGAAAAAUUCGUCAGAAAAAAAAAAAAGGAAAAAAGCAUGGCCCCGUUACUCUUUUAGACCCAUGGAAUAGGAGAAAAUUCCCAAUGGCUGAGAUUGAGAGGCCUGAAAUUUUUGGCAUGAGCAAGAGGAUGACGGGGGAUUUAAUAAAGAGAUUCAAAGACCGUACUUGUUUAGAAGCUGGGGAGUUGAGGGAGAAGCGUCCAAAUUAUGUACCACUAAUGAUUUCACUGCAUCAGAUAUGCUUACUUCCUGUGCAAUUGGUGGAUAUACUCCGUUCUAAUUUGAGCUUUUAUGCGGAUUCCAUGUCCAUGAUCGAGCUUAGCAUAAAGAAGCCUAUAUUUGUGUUUUUCAAGAACACUGAACCCCCAACUGGUGCCUUGAUGGGUGCAAUUGAUGAGGAAAAUAAAGGUGAAGAUGGAUUUCUUCACAUACCCUACAGUGGAGAAGAAAAACUGUGUGGAUCCAAUGAAGGGCAAGAAUGCCCUUAA
Messenger RNA from Prunus dulcis (almond), 632 nucleotides. RefSeq names its product autophagy-related protein 8C-like. Lineage: Eukaryota; Viridiplantae; Streptophyta; Magnoliopsida; Rosales; Rosaceae. The coding region runs from base 105 to 632 and encodes 175 amino acids. The record is from RefSeq and is a predicted model, not a curated record. The transcript has 8 exons.